AUGUGUGCGGCUUUCUUUACUUUUUCCGCGCGGGCCUCUCGCGCCGCCGCUGAGUUUUCUGCUCAUCGAGCCCGGAACGCAGGUCGCCAGGCGCCCGUCUGUACGUCUUCUUCCUCUCUCUCUGCUGCCCGCGCCUCGAGUCCUACUUCUUCUUCUUCUCUAUCUUCUUUUUUUCCGUUUCCUUCUUCUCAGCGUCGAUUUUUCUCUGACAGGCAGAGCGCGCCCAGCGGCCGCUCGGAGGCCGCGACGUCGCCUUCUCUGUCUGAGGCGGAAAAGACACUCAAGCACUGGCUGCGAACCUCUGUUUGCGCCUCUUCUUCUCCUUCUUCCUCCUCUCAUGCUUCACCUUCUGCUGACUCUUGCCCACCCGGCUCUGCCGCCCCUCCCUCUCUCCCCUCGGCGCCUUCCCCCGCGGGCGCCUCGGCAGCCUUGUUCGCUUGGAGCGAGGAGCUCGCAGCGUCUGCGCCUGAGGCUUUUCUUCUUCUCGCGGACUUUGUGCGCGCGCGGAACCACGUGAACGAACUUCUUGAGCGCUACGCGAUUGGCGCCGCGCCCGACAACAGCCACGAGGACGCGAGGCGAAACGUCGAUGCCGCGGCGCGCGCCGUCGGCGUCGCCCUGCCACCGCGCGCAGAGGCUCCGCACGCGCCUGCGAUCUCCGCCGACGCACAGAACAUACAGGCGAGCCGCGCGGAGCUCUGA
This is a messenger RNA of Besnoitia besnoiti, 702 nucleotides long. RefSeq lists its product as uncharacterized. The record is from RefSeq and is a predicted model, not a curated record. The transcript has a single exon. Lineage: Eukaryota; Apicomplexa; Conoidasida; Eucoccidiorida; Sarcocystidae. Bases 1 to 702 code for a protein of 233 amino acids.